Messenger RNA from Paramecium pentaurelia, 2071 nucleotides. The record is from the annotation of a GenBank genome assembly. NCBI's taxonomy places the organism in Eukaryota, Ciliophora, Oligohymenophorea, Peniculida, Parameciidae.
AUGGAUGGAGGCGGUUCUACAUUUGAUCUCACAGCACCAGUAUAAUUGAUGCAGCCUAAAAUAAAUGUUUCGAAACAACCAGAACAAACAAUUAAUAAAGGAUAAAAGGAAGUAUGUAAUAAUUGAAUAAAUCAGUUACAGCCAUAAAAGACUUAAACUUCUAAUUCAAAACUGCCAUAAUUGGGCAAUAAUCAGAAUGCUUCAAAAAGUGUGAAUCAAAAGGCUUCACAACCAGGACAUUAACAUUCUCCAAAAUCACUUUCAAAAGUAAAAAAGAUUGAAUUGUUUCGAGAUGCAUUACAAUAGGCAACUACUAAAUUACUACGUAUUUAUUAUAUUUAAUAUAUAUAUAUAUAGCUCCUGGGAAAAAGGAUAAGGACAAAACACAGAAACCUAAACCUCUAUAAGAAUCUUAAUAGUAACAGAUUGAGGAGAUAAAAAAAGAAUAUGAAGAUUUAGUGUAAAAUCAUUAUAAAGAUUUAUAUGCUCAUAUUGGAAAUGAACAAUAAAAAAGUUUGCAUGAUUUAUAUAAUAAAAGAAUCGUUACAGCUUUACAUGAUUUAGAAUCAAGACCAAAAAUAUAAGGUGCUUUGGAACGAAAGGAAGAAUAAUUGAAUAAAUAGCGAUUAUAUAAGGAUAGAUUAUUAUAUGAAAUAAAAUAGAUGAUAAUUAAGAGUAGAAGAAUGGAUGAAUUAUUAAAUGAUUUAGCAAUAUAAAAUGAUGAUACUGAAGUCAAAGAAUCAAUUGAGGAAUUAAUAUAAAAGGAAUAAAUGUAAGAAGAAAAGAUGGCUAAAUAAACAUAUGAAAUAGCUAAACUUAGAGAUAUGUAUGGAAAAAGAAGUAAUUAGAAUAAUUAAAAUAAGGAAAAUUACUUUUGGAAGUCUAAAAACAAUGUUAGAUUACUUAUGAUGGAUUGAAAAUCAAAUAUUAAUAAUAUGAAGCUUCAUCAUAGAGUAUGAUGAGUCGUAAGAAAUAAUUAGAAUCAUUGUCAAAAAUAGUAGCCAAAUAUAGAAGUGAAUUUCACAAUUAAUAAAACUUUUUUGGAGCAAGUUUAAAAAGAGGAUUUGAUCCUAUGCUUGAAGAAAUCUUAGAAGAUGAAUUAUCAAAAUGUGGUGAUUUAUAAGCAUUAGAAAUUGUUUAAUAAGGAGAGAAGAAAAUUAUAGGAAUUAAAGAAGAAAAUGAAAAGAAAAAGAAGGGAGAAUAGAAAGAUAAAGCUAAAUUAGCAAUUGAGAAUGCUACACAAAAUAUUAAUAAAUAAAAAAAUGAUAUUCAAUAAGAAUUAGAAAAAAAAGUAAAUUAUAUUUAUAAUUUAGAAAUAAAUGUUUUAAAAAUUGAGAGUAGUAACCAGCAUAGCUAGUUAAGAAGAUAUGCAAAAGUACAAACUCAAUAUGGAUUUAGAUUAAUAAGAAUUGAAAAAUAUAUAAGAAUAUGUAGGCAAAGAAAUUGAAAGAUAUGAAAGACAAAAUGAAGAAUUGAGAGCUGAAAUCAAAAAAUUAAAAUAUGAAUAAGAGAAUUCUAUUUUAGAUGCUUAAAUUAAUUUGGAUGAAUAAGAAAGAGAAGUCACUAAAUAAUAAGAUUUACUUUAAGAAAAAGAAAAAUAAGUUAAAAAAGUUGAAAAGUCUAUUGAUGAAGUUACUAUGUCAUUGUCAAGAAUUAUGUAUUAAUUAAGUGGAAAGGGAUUGAAACCUAAAAAUAUUGAAAUUAAGAGACAUGCUUUAGUUGCUACAGCAUCUACUAUUCAAUUGAGAUUAGAAAGAAUGCUAACUGUCUUAUCAAAAACUUAGGAAUUUUUAAAUGAAGAAUCCAUUAAUACAAAUCCUAGAUAUAAUAAAGUUGAAGAUUUUAUAUGUCUUAAUCCAAAGGUAAUUCUUAAUCUUUAUUUAAGAGUUACAUCUCUUAAGAAAUCAAUGACAAUGUUGAAACAAACAUUAAAUUUGUAUAUAAGGAAGAAGACAGUUCAGAUGAAGAUUGUAAAGAUAUGGAUGAAGUUAGAUAAUAAGUCAAAUCUAGAGCAUAAGAAGAAAAACCUUAAGUAAUUGUUCCACUAAAAAAGGAUAAAAAAUCUAAAUGA